Lagenorhynchus albirostris (white-beaked dolphin) is the source of this 4223-nucleotide messenger RNA. RefSeq names its product solute carrier family 30 member 3 (gene SLC30A3). The transcript has 8 exons. Gene Ontology annotation, molecular function: zinc ion transmembrane transporter activity. The coding region runs from base 1525 to 2544 and encodes 339 amino acids. Gene Ontology annotation, cellular component: plasma membrane. Gene Ontology annotation, biological process: zinc ion transmembrane transport; response to zinc ion. Lineage: Eukaryota; Metazoa; Chordata; Mammalia; Artiodactyla; Delphinidae. The record is from RefSeq and is a predicted model, not a curated record.
GAUGGGUGACUACCUUGAUGCCUGGCCGCGCUGUGUCUUACAGGGCCAGGAAAGGCAUCUUGCCCACUGCCUCAAAGCCACUCACCCUCUGUUUACUCUUCAGACCCGCAUCUCUGACUCCCAGCUUGUUUUCAUUCUCAUAUGACCAUUAGUCACCAAAUCCUGCAGUAUUUUCUGGAAGAGGCUCUUCCCUACCUGCCUGCCUGUCUCUAAGAUUCUGCGCAGGGAGCCUCUGGCCUUGUCUGUACUGGACCCCUCCAUCUCCUCUCUUCUCUUCCUCCCAGACUAGUCCAUCGUCAAGGUCAUCCAUCUCACAGAUCAGGAAAGAUUAAAUCAAUCAGUGUAUCUCCCUUUAUGUUACUUUGAGCCCAUCACUUUCCUCCUCAGCCCUUCCCUUGGUUCCUCACAAUUAAGCUCCAAGCUGCAUAUCUUGUCAUUGUCAUUCCAUGUGUCUGGAGCUCCUUUCUCUACCUAGGUCUUCUCUUAAACAUCUCCUCCUCUGUGAAGGUCUCCUCAUCCCCUUUAGAGUUGGUCACUCCUUCCCCUGUGCUCCAAAGUCCUUUGUUCAUAACCCUCCUGGCCCCAGCUUCUCCUUGCAUGGUCAGUCAUUUGCGACACUUCUGUCUCUCCCACUAGAUUGAGCUUCAGUACGUGUACGCUGCUUGGUAGUCUCAUUGAGGAAUGAGGAUGGAUCUCAAAGCCACCCUCAUCUCCCGUCUCCUCUGGAAACACACCUGGAAUCAUACACACCCAGAUUCUAAGUCUUGGAAGGGGAUUCCAAGAAGUUAAUCUACCUGCCAGCACUUGAAUUUUCCCUAGAAGCACCAAAUGUGCCCCCAUCUCCCUCACAGCUGAAUUCGCCCAUUGGGCAGAGCUGUCCUCAGCCAGAAGGCCCCAGGCGCCCUUCCCCACUUUACUGCUGUGAUCACAUUUCUAUCUGGAGCCUUCAUUUUCUCUCAAGGGUAUUCUUGUGACACUUCCACAAGUAUUUCUAGAACUGUACUUUUCUAUUUAGGUCCUUUAUGCUGUGGAAGGUUCUCUUCUCCCUGGGGUUCAGGUUGGGUAGUAAUGGGGGUGAGAAUUAAGCCAGAAGGGACUGAAAACUCUGUUAGCCUGAGCUCAGCCUGUGGCAUCCCCAGGUGAGGCCUCCAGCCCCAUUCAUUUGUCCAGGGAGGCUUACUGCACUGUGCAGUUAAAGUGGCCUCUGCUGGGUGCUUAUGGUCACACUGAGGUCCAGCUAACAUGUGGCAGACUCCAAACCCAGCACUCCUCCGUCCACCAAUCCCAGCCACAUCAGUCUGCGCUCUCUCCUCCCCAUGACAACCCAGCUCUGGAAUCUGGCCAUUAGCUCUCUGUGCCAGGAACUUCAGACUUUUUGGGUCCCAGCAUUCUGCUCUCCUCUUAAAGGGCCACGUCUAGCUGAAUGUCUUGGAGAGGGAAGGUGAAGGACCUGGGAGUGGAGGCACCAGGAGUCUCUUCACAGAGCCCUCUGAGCCCCUCCCCGAGGAGCCCAAACCCGUGGAGAUGUCCUUCCACCACUGCCACAGGGACCCUCUGCCACAGCCAGGUCUCACCCCUGAGAGGCUGCAGGCACAGAGGCAGCUGUGUGCCGCCUGUGCUGUGUGCUGCGUCUUCAUGGCCGGGGAAGUAGUCGGUGGGUAUUUGGCGCACAGCCUGGCCAUUAUGACUGACGCAGCCCACCUGUUGGCAGAUGUGGGCAGCAUGAUGGGCAGCCUCUUCUCCCUCUGGCUCUCUACCCGUCCAGCCACCCGCACCAUGACCUUUGGCUGGCACCGCUCAGAGACUCUGGGGGCUUUGGCCUCUGUGGUCUCCCUCUGGAUGGUCACUGGCAUCCUCCUGUACCUGGCCUUCAUCCGCCUGCUGCACAGCGACUACCACAUCGAGGGGGGUGCCAUGCUGCUGACCGCCAGCGUCGCAGUCUGUGCCAAUCUGCUAAUGGCCUUUGUGCUGCACCAGGCCGGGCCCCACCACAGCCACGGGUCCAGGGGGGCAGAGUAUGCACCGCUGGAGGAGGGGCCCGGGGAACCCCUGCCCCUGGGGAACACCAGCGUCCGGGCGGCCUUUGUGCACGUGCUGGGGGACCUUCUGCAGAGCCUUGGGGUGCUGGCCGCCUCCAUCCUCAUCUACUUCAAGCCUCAGUACAAGGCAGCUGACCCCAUCAGCACCUUUCUCUUCUCCAUCUGUGCCCUUGGAUCCACCGCUCCCACCCUCCGAGAUGUUCUCCGCGUCCUCAUGGAAGGUACCCCCCGAAGUGUGGGGUUUGAACCUGUGCGGGAUACCCUGUUGUCAGUGCCAGGAGUUCGGGCAACCCACGAGCUGCACCUGUGGUCCCUUACGCUUACUUACCAUGUUGCCUCCGCACACCUGGCGAUUGACUCCACGGCUGACUCUGAAGCCGUCCUGGCUGAAGCCACAUCCCGGCUCCGCUCCCGGUUUGGAUUCUCCAGCUCUACCCUGCAGGUCGAGCAGUACCAGCCUGAGAUGGCCCAGUGCCUGCGCUGCAGGGAGCCCCCCCAAGCCUGAGCCACGGCCGCACCCUCACCCCACUGCCAGGCCCAGGCUCAGCCCUGGACUCUCAGCAACUGCCUCCCUGCUCAUGGAGAAGGGACGGAGCUGGGUCCGUACCCUUCCUCUCUGCCCGCUUCCACCUGCCAACCCCCCAGCCCCAGUGGGCAAGACCAAAGUGUGUGUGGGGAGUGGAGCCAGGGUCAGGCUGAACAGGGAAGUCAGGGCAGUCGGGGUGUGUAGAAGUCCUGUGGUCCCUGCUCCCCGUGCUCGGGGGAGCCCCCAGCCUCCUUUCCGUGCAGUUCAUUUGUCUGUGUGGCAGGCUGGCUGGCUGGCUGGCUGGAGGAUCUGCCUGUCUUUGUGCUGUGUGCCUAAGCCUGGGGGAGGUCAGCAGGGGCCCCCUCCCCAUGUGGCUCUCUGUCUAUGCAGGAGCCCCAAAGCCUGCACGUUGUCCGUGUGUUCUAGCCUUAUGGUUGUGUGUGUGUGUGUGUGUGUGUGUGUGUGUGUGUGUGUCUUGGUGCUGUGGCCUGUGUGUCUCUGUGCCUGUGUGGCUGUGCUAUGGUCUCUAUGAGUCUGCACCAUCCAUGUGUCUGUUUGGGGGUCUGUCUGGCCAUCCCUCUGUUGGUGCUGUGCCCUCGGCUCUCCCAGAGAGAGGGAGGACUCCGCCGCAGCUCUGCCAAUAAACUUGUAUCUAACUGCACCUUUCAGCCCCUGUGCUGACUCCUCAGGAGGGGGACACAGAACCGGUCACCUGGGAACGGAUAGAAUCCCUCAGCCAGAGUGACCUUGCACAGCCCCCCUACCCCCUUCCCACCCUCUCCAUCCUCUCCACCCUCAAAUAUCCAUUCUGAUGUAGGCUGAAACCCGCCAGUCCCUUUACUGCCUUCCCCUACUUGGCAGUGUGCUCGAGCCUGGGUCCUUGGCUCAGGGAGAUGCCCAUUCGUUCUGGGAUUGGUUAUAGGAGAAAGCUGGAUGGCAAAGAGCUGAGGGAUACUGGAGUCAUUCUGAAAGGCUCCCACAGGCCAGGGUGGCCUUGGGCUCGUUGGCGGGAAGCUGCAGCCAUUUGGGAGAGAGGGGUUGGACCACGGUGCUGAUUUGGCUUUGUUCUCAAGCUGUGUGAGGUGCUGGGGAGCAGCCCUCCGUCCCGACUGCCCCAGCCCUGCCUCACAGCAGCCAACCCCAAGUCCAGGUUUGAGCUGUGGACACCAAGGACCUGUUUUACAAUUAUCCUCCCUUUGCCUCAUAUACGUUGAAUCAUAUAUUUCGACAGAUUUGACCUUACAAAUCUCUUUAAGGGAUUGUUCAUUUUCUCUUAAAAAAACAAGCUCUUUGUGCUUUUGUUUUGGAUAUAGUGCAGGAGUCCACCGGCCUUCCCAUCCUAGGUUGAUAUAACUCCAGCCUGAAGCAAAGACCCGGAGCAUUUUCAUUAGCUCAUGCAUAUUUCUGCAAGGCUUCUCCCCCAAAAUGGAAAUAUCUUUAUUAUUAAAUUGUGUUGAUUUUUUUAAAUUAUAAAGGCAAUAUAUGUUCGCUUUAAGAACCUAUCAAAGGAGGGAAUUCCCUGGCAGUCCAGUGGUUAGGACUCUGUGCUUCCACUGCCAGGGGCAUGGGUUCGAUCCCUGGGUGGGGAACUAAGAUCCCACAAGCUGUGCAGUGUGGCCAAAAAUAAAAAUAAAUAAAUAAAAACCUAUCAAAGGAAA